GGAGCAUUGCUUACACAGCAACAGAUCCAGAAGGGAAUUAUAGCAGAGAAGCUAGAGAUUUUGUCACUCACCGAUCGUAGUGAAGAUGGGAGGGAUUUGGUUGUAUGAGAUUAUGAAUCUUACCAAGAAGAGCUUGAACUUGGUGAAGUUGAACAAUUUUCGACAACUGAAGGAACUUGCGAACACCAUUGAUGAGAAAUGCGGGUAUUCGAAUGAGGCAUGGAUCAUUGAAAUCAAUCACAUGAGCAUGCGCAUCAAAGUGUAUGAUGCAUACUGGAAAGUGGGGGUAGAAGUAACUAAUGAUAAAAAUAAAAUAGCCGGGCUAUGGGACAUCCAGACGGAUUCCACUCGCAUCAAUUUCAUUGUUGAAGAAGACAAGAUUUGGUUUUAUCCCACGCUAUAUCCUCUCAAGUUGGAUGGAAAGGAACACAACGCGUGGAUCAUGGAUGUCAAUGCAAAUGAAUGGAAAUGGGAGGGUCAUGACAUUGAUGCAUCGUUGAAAGCUGCGGAAGUGACGACAUCACAAGUCUAAGAUUGCAUGCUUGUGCGAUUUGUGCAAUCAUAAGACUUUUGUCCUUGAAUAGCAAGUACACCUCAUCGUUGCGUGCAUGCAAAUUGUUAUAUGUAUACCAAAUUGAAAUAAGAAUGAGGUUUGUGUGUCAUUGAUGCCUUUCAAUUUUCUAAUUAGGGUGUUAGUCUUGGAAAUCGAACGCAAGUUUCAGUUUGUUAGUUCGAUUUGUUGUUGUUAUGGUGUUAUAAGGCAUUAUAUAUGCCAAAAUAAUAAUAGACCAUGUGUCUUGUUUGGUUU
Malania oleifera is the source of this 808-nucleotide messenger RNA. RefSeq lists its product as uncharacterized. The coding region runs from base 86 to 532 and encodes 148 amino acids. The transcript is spliced from 2 exons. The record is from RefSeq and is a predicted model, not a curated record. NCBI's taxonomy places the organism in Eukaryota, Viridiplantae, Streptophyta, Magnoliopsida, Santalales, Ximeniaceae.